AUGUCCAGAACGACCACCAAGCCUUUCUAUGCAAUCCUCAACGUACUGGAACAUGCGCCCACCAAGGAAAUCACAAAAGCGUACAGGCUCCUGGCUCUCAAAUACCACCCCGACAAAACUGGGGGAAGCGAGGAAAUGAUGAAACGAAUCAAUGAGGCUUAUGGCUGCUUAAAAGACCCUGUUAAAAGGAAAGUGUAUGACCGAACCGGCUCGGUAGAAGGCGCAGAGAACGACGUAGGAGGGGUGAUUGAUGAACAGGAUAUCCUAGAGUUCGAACAACACUACAGGGGUAGUUCGCUCGAGGAAGAUGACGUUAUAGAUUUCGUAACUCGGUUUGAGGGGAAUGUCACCAAACUCUUUGAUUACAUUCCGCUGUCAAGGGAAGAAGAGCUUGAAGACCAUAAACGGCUACUCAAAUUCGCUAAGAAGUAUAUAGACCGCCACGGCACCGAACGGAUGAAGAAGAACUUCCAAAUGUCGAGCAAGAAACUCAAAGUGAAAAAGAAAAAAUCGUCCUCAAAUGCAGGGACCUCCUUGGAGGACCUCACAGCCCAGAUAAAAGCAAACCAAGCGCGAAGAGCGAAACAUACAAUGAAACAAGUCUCAGCCAAAUAG
Messenger RNA from Gregarina niphandrodes, 615 nucleotides. RefSeq names its product DnaJ domain protein. Lineage: Eukaryota; Apicomplexa; Conoidasida; Eugregarinorida; Gregarinidae. The transcript is spliced from 2 exons. Bases 1 to 615 code for a protein of 204 amino acids. Gene Ontology annotation, cellular component: nucleus; cytoplasm. Gene Ontology annotation, molecular function: heat shock protein binding. The record is from RefSeq and is a predicted model, not a curated record.